UCACUGUCCAAAAGAUAAAGUGAAGAUAUAGCAGGCUCUAGUAGCAGCUGCAGCACAAGAGAAGAGAAGUGAAGUCCCACAUCUUCCUCUUCUUCACUUCCGUAAUUGCCGUAGCUUUAAUCGAUUUUUGGAAUCCCUGAUUUUGGUAGUCUUGUCAAACACAAUGGCAGCUUGUAGACUAUUCACAGUUUCUCUUCCAAAUUCAAGUCUCUCAUUUCAGGAUAAAAGGGUUGCAUUGUCGCCAUUAUCAUUCCCUACUUGUAAGGAAUAUAGUUGCAGGCAAUUGCCUUACUCGCGUCUUAAACUGUCGGCUUCUCUGACCUCUUCAUCAUCACAACCACCACCACCACCAUCGUCGCCGUCGUCGUCAUCUUCCACUCAUAAAGUCCCCAGAACUAGGCUCUAUUUGAGCGGACUAUCAUUUCGUACUACAGAAGAGAGUCUGCGAAAUGCUUUCCAAAAUUUUGGCCAACUUGUUGAACUCAAUCUAGUGAUGGAUAAAGUUGCAAACAGACCUAGGGGUUUUGCUUUUCUCCGUUACACAACCGAGGAGGAAUCCCAAAGUGCUAUUGACGGAAUGCACGGGAAGACUCAAUUUUACAUUCAACAGCUUCCAUUCUUCUUCACCAUGGUUGCCCCCAUCAUCUUCAACAUCAUUCCGCUACUGUGCUUUGACCAAGCAGGAUUGAGCCGUGGAGAUUCGACGUCGCAUAAAGCAAAAAACCAGAUCUGAAACUAAAACUGAAUCGCGGUGGUUGUCGAACCAGAUCUGAAUUUUUCUGUUCUUUUUUUAUCAUUUUCAGAUCUGUAAUUUGUUUAUUUUCUUACCGUUUUUCACCAUUAAACAUGUAUAAAGAGUAUAUUUAAAGAAUUUAAUACUCAUUUCAUGUUUUGUAGAGUAAUUUUUUGAUUUUCUGAAAUAAAAUUCUGUCAUUUCUGCCU
Molecule: messenger RNA, 942 nt
Organism: Mercurialis annua (annual mercury)
Lineage: Eukaryota; Viridiplantae; Streptophyta; Magnoliopsida; Malpighiales; Euphorbiaceae
Product: organelle RRM domain-containing protein 6, chloroplastic
Exons: 5
Coding region: 164-733 (189 amino acids)
Biological process (GO): cytidine to uridine editing; chloroplast mRNA modification
Cellular component (GO): chloroplast
Molecular function (GO): RNA binding
Source: RefSeq, a predicted model, not a curated record